GGUGCUAAGUGGCUAAAUGAAGUGACAGGGCACGCUCUUCCCUGUGCACCACUCUUUAAUUUCCCAGACAAAUAUAUGUGCUUUCGCUCCCAUCUUCAAGUUCCUCUUUCUCUCUUCAGCCAAACAGCCAAUCUUCCACUCACAUCAUCUUCUUGAUACCCUUUGACUUCGGUCGUCCAUUCUUUUACAGAAUCAUCUCUAUCUACAGCUCUUCAGCACCCUAACGAAUACCACCACCUCCCCAAAACCCCCAAAUAACCAAUAUCAAGAUGCGUUUCUCCGUUAUCGCCGCUGCCUUUAUGGCCUCAGCUGUCUAUGCCGAAUCUACCAUCUACACCACUGAGGAGAUCACCAUCACCUCGUGCGCUGCUACCGUGACCAACUGCCCAGCCCGAUCAACUGUUGUGUCGACCACCACCUACCCAGUUAUCACCUCGUCCUCCAUCUCGGUCCCAGUCUAUGCCAACACCUCCGUUGCCACCUACGCACCAUCAUCCUCCACCCCAGUUGUUGUUGCUACCAGCUCAGCCGGAGGUGUUGCCAGCAGCAGCGCUCUUCUCUCAACCGUGACCUACUCCACCUGUGUGCCAACUGUCCUCUACAGCACCAUCACUGUCACCCCAACCUCCUCGGUGGCUGCUCCAUCAUCCACUGGCACCAUCUCAUACGCUCACAACGUCACUGCCCCAGCUGCCACUGCUACUCCAACCCAAUUCACUGGCGCUGCAUCCAACGUCCAAGGCUCCAUCCUCGUGGCCGCCUUCGCCGGUCUCGCCGCUUUCAUCUUCGCAUAAGUCAUUUGCAUUUCAAGCCUGAACUCAACCGGUCUUCGAUUUCAGGCUAUGGCUUUUACGAAAAAUAAAAAUGGGAGAGCAUCAUCAUUUAUACAUUUGGACGCACAAUAGCCCUUUUGAAGUGUGGUUCCAAAGACUUACAUAGCCUGUAAUUUCUUAAUUUCUUGGGGGAGAGGCGUGGCUUGCAUUGAAAAAUGGCAUUUCUGCGGUGUACUGCAUUUCUGGGGUAGCUAUCUUAACAGCAUUCUAGAACGGUGCUUCCGAAAUUCAAUUUUCCGAAAAUUAUUCAAUUCUUGUUUUGGCCACUUUCUC
Messenger RNA from Mollisia scopiformis, 1106 nucleotides. RefSeq lists its product as uncharacterized. The transcript is spliced from 3 exons. Lineage: Eukaryota; Fungi; Ascomycota; Leotiomycetes; Helotiales; Mollisiaceae. The record is from RefSeq and is a predicted model, not a curated record. Bases 270 to 794 code for a protein of 174 amino acids.